Messenger RNA from Durusdinium trenchii, 1044 nucleotides. The record is from the annotation of a GenBank genome assembly. NCBI's taxonomy places the organism in Eukaryota, Dinophyceae, Suessiales, Symbiodiniaceae.
GUCGCCUCAUCACGAACGAGACUCAUAUAGACAUUGCAUGGAUGAUUCGGCUGUUUGAUUUGAAUUGUACGUACUAUCACCAAGACCAUGUUUUUCUUGGCGGAGAAGGACAGUUUUGGUAUACGUUUCAUGUCGCAGCUCUUGAAAGAGGUUGGUACGUGUGACAUGGUUGUGAAGGAGUUCCAGCCAUCAUUGGCCUUGGUGGGCGGUGAUUUUGCAGAAGAACUACGGCAAAAAUGCACAGAGUUGAUUCAAAAGAUGCCCAAGUGGAAGAAUUGUGAGGAUCAUACCAGACCUCGGUUUGCCAACUGACAUUUGAAACAUGCAUGUCACCGUGCGGAACAUGACUUCAGGAAAUCGACUUCGUGCGGCCAGGUGGGUUCCACCGGCAUUCCGCGAUUGCUGGUUGACUGGACACGAUUCUUCCAAGUCGUUGACUCUGGUUUUCCGCAGCAUCGCCGGCUACCAUGGGACCUAGCAAUGCCCUCUCCACGUCUGCUUACUGUACCGUCAUCUCAUGGUAAACCUGCUUUCGGUCGUCACCGUGCUAAGCAUCGUGACGUCGGUGGCCGAGGAUGACUGCUCCCAGGAGAAUGACGUAGUCUUCCUGCAGACGGCCCUGACGACUGAGCAAAGCAGGUUCGCCACACAAGCUGUUCAAGUGCCCUCCUUACUAGAACUGAAGGCAGAGCACCUCGCACAGAAUGGCUCUUCCAGCAGUGUCAUGGUCAUGGUGGUCGUCAUCCUGGUGAUGCUCUUUUUGAUCCCGCUGAUCGUGUACUCCCUCUCCGACACGAGUAGUUCGGGUUCGGGACACAAGCUCUUAGAAGGAGACGGCACCUAUAGACAGGCUGGCCCCUCCCGCUCGGCCGCUGGCUCGCAGCGUCAGCUUCGGACCCCAGGUUCACAGCGCCUUUCCGUGGAAUCCAAGGCGGUGCUGCCCCCAACCGCCGCACAAUACUCACCCUCUGAUGGGCCUCCGGUGAUUUGCCGAGAGCUGGUGUUGCCGGAGACCGAGGCGCGCUUCCUCAUCGAGGCUGCCAG